UCUCCACUACAGCUUUGCUCCUUUGUCUGUCUGUCCAUCUCCCCUGGCCUGGCGCUGCUGAAAUUUCCUCGAUCCAUAGACAUGUCUGCAAGUUCUUUGCGGAAUAGGAUCGUUGACCCGUAGACAAGGGUGAGCUGAGUCGUCGGAAAUUGCAAUAGUCUUGCAUUUUUUUUAGCUGGGGGAGGAAUAAUCUUGAUUCUUCAAGUUGAGCUGGGCGAGGAAUAAUCUUCAUGCUCACAAGUCACUGAUUUGUAGCGAUUUAGAGAAGUUGCAGUAAAUCUGAAUUACUCCAGUGUGCAGAUUUGCAGUAAACUUUAUUACUCCAGUGUGGAUUUGCACUGAUUUGGAGUAGCUUUGAUGCAGUAGGCUUUUCAGUUUUUAGUAACAUCUGUGUUUUAGGCCCUCUGUUACGAAUUGUUGUGAGGAUAUGAGUAUGCAGUAGUGUGCAGAUUUGCACUGAUGAGAAAUGCAGUGACCAACACAAAUUUUGGAGUAGCUUGUUUGAUCUACAGUUGGGAAGGAGAUUAAUAGAGGUACUGUCAGUAGUUUGUGUUAAUCUUGGGCUGCUGCUGUCAGUAUCUUGUGUUAAUUUUGGUGCAGUAGCUGCUGCUACUGCUUGUUUGAUCUACAGUUGGAGUACUCCUGUAACAACUUGUUUGAUCUAGAAGGAGUAGUUUUCUGACUUCUUAGAAUUAUCUCUCUUGCAACAACUUGUUUAUCCUUUCACUCAUAUCCUCACAACAACGUUUUCACCUGUAUAUUGGGUGGUUGCAGCCAUCAAUGACCCUGCUAACCGAAAGAACUGCAGCAGACCCUACUAACUGAAAGAACUGCAGCCAUUAAUUAAGAUAAUCUGAAACCUUUUCUUUUAAUUAACUUAAAACUUCCAGUAAAAUUAAGAUAAACUAAAACCAUUUCUUUCAAUUAACGUAAAAUUAUCUGAACCAUUUGUCCUCUCUUACUCUCUUCUUUUUCAGUAAAGUGUAGGAGUAAAAUAAAAUGAAACCUUUUCCUUUAACUAACUUAAAAUCUUUUUGCAUCAAGGUUGACCCCGUCUCCUCUUUGAUGGAACAUAUUCUUCUUCUUCUUCUCUUUGAACAAGACCUUUGAACUUGAUAACCGGCCGGCCGGAGUAGAUUGGUUGAAUUUGGGUGUGUGGUAACUGCAGCUUGUUUUCCUCUCACCAUGGGGCUGGGUAAACUGCAGUUAUUAGUUAAACUUCCCUGAUUUGUUUUCUUCUCGAUUUGGCCAGAUGGAUCAAAUGUACUGAAACUUUGCUUAUUCUCAUGAAGCAGCUGUAGCUUCUUUUGAAAGUUGUCGUAUGUAGCUUGUGUUAAUUUGUCUACUGAAACUUGGGCUACUGAAGCUUGUUAACUUGCAUAAUAUUGUGAACUUAAUUGUUGCUUGCAUAUUAAUGACAGUAAAAUCAUGAUAUGAGUAGUUUCUGUAAAAUCAUGACAUGCCAUACAAGCUACUCAAACUCAGGAGUAGUUUCAGUAAAAUCUAUUCUAUGGACUUGAUGUUUAGUUUUAUUUAAAAUUAGGAGUAGGAGUAGCUCUUGGAGUAGGAGUAGGAGUAGUUCUUGGAGUAUGAGUAGGAGUAGGAGUAGUUCUUGGUUAAUUAAACCUUUUCAUUUAAUUAAAACUAAACUGAACUACUCUUCUCCUCUCCUCUCGUCUCUUUCAUUUGUCUUCUCUUUCUCUUUUGCCCUCUUACAAUAGUGCAACAAUAUGAGACCUAAAUCAAAUGAAACCAAAUGAAACUUUCACUAAUGGAGUACUCCUAUUUCUCUCUUCUUUUCUCUUCUUUCUUUCUUCUUGGAGUGCUUGAUUAUCUUCCAGUUCUCUCUCUCUCUCUCUCUCUCUGUGUGUGUGUGUGUGUGUUGCCCUCUCUUCUUACUUUCUCUCUCUUCCAGUGCCCUCUCUUCUUCUCUCUUAAUUAAACAAAAAUGAUCACACAAAUGAUGCACUCCUCACAAAAUUAAAUUAAACUUUUCAAACAAAAAUGAUCAUAUAUAUGGAGUAAAAUCCAGUCCAUAGAAGCCUUUUGCAAACAUAUGGAGUAAUUUCACAAGGGGUUUACAUAUACUGCACACAAACAAGGAGUUACACACAUACUCCACACAAAUAAUCACAAGCAUCUUAACAAGCAACUCCUCCAGCAUCUCAACAAGCAUCUCGACAAGCAACUCAACAAGCAUCUCCUCAAGCAUCUGAACUAGCAUCUCGACAAGCAACUCCUCAAGCAUCUCAACAAGCAUCUCCUCAAGCAUCUCAACAAGAAACUUCUCAAGCAUCUCCUCAAGCAUCUCGACAAGCAACUCCUCAAGCAUCUAAACUAGCAUCUCGACAAGCAACUCCUCAAGCAUCUCAACAAGCAUCUCGACAAGCAACUCCUCAAGCAUCUCAACAAGCAUCUCCUCAAGCAUCUCAACAAGAAACUUCUCAAGCAUCUCCUCAAGCAUCUCGACAAGCAACUCCUCAAGCAUCUAAACUAGCAUCUCGACAAGCAACUCCUCAAGCAUCUCAACAAGCAUCUCGACGAGCAACUCCUCAAGCAUCUCGACAAGCAUCUCCUCAAGCAUCUCAACAAGUAUCUCGACAAGCAACUCCUCAAGCAUCUCAACAAGCAACUCGACAAGCAUCUCGACAAGCAACUCCUCAAGCAUCUCAACAAGCAUCUCGACGAGCAUCUCAACAAGCAUCUCGACAAGCAACUCAACAAGCAUCUCCUCAAGCAUCUGAACUAGCAUCUCGACAAGCAACUCAACAAGCAACUCUCUCCAUUAUCCCAAGAUUGUGCAGGGCAUUUGCAUAUACCUCUUGAGGGCAUGUGGGGUGUAGUUGAGGUCUGGGAGAUCCAUGUUCUCCAGGCAACUAAAAAGAACUUUCAAGAUUGUUUUAAAGAAGGGCUAUUGAAAAAAGAUGUGUGAGGGCAUCAGUCACUCUCAUGCCGGCAUGCCGCACUUUCAGCUAGCAGGUGAAAGAGACCCUCUUAUGGGAAUAAUGGAGUACAGAAAUGAUAGUGGGUUCAAAGUAAGGCUGAGAGGGAGUAAUGGGCGAGGAGAUGAACCUAGGAGAGCAAAAUUGAGAACUCCAGCUAAAGCAGCUCCUGCCCAGCGGCGAGGACUUCAGCGGCAGCAGCACCUGUGCAUGGGGAGGAACAGCCCUUGGGCGCGCGUAGGCAGCAGCUCGCCUCCACUAGCGGGCGGCAGCAGAGCACCAGCUCGCCUCCACCAGCGGCCGGCAGUAGAUCAGCACCUCGUCUCCACCAGCGGGCGGCAGCAGAGCACCACCUGGGCGCGCGGGGGCCGGGAGGAGCCCCUGGCGUGGGAGAGGAGCGCGGGGGUGGAGGGCAGGUGGCGGAGCCGCGGAGGCGGAGGUGGAGUGCCGGGGCGGAGGUGGAGGGCGGGUGGCAGAGCCGCGGAGGCGGAGGUGGAGUGCCGGGGCGGAGGCGGAGGUGGAAGACGCUGAGGAAGAUGACGGACAGAUUCAAAGUUUGAACUGGGGGCAUAAAGGUCCAUUUGCCCAUUUUCACCUGGUCGGAACAUAUUCCCCAGCGACAUACAUUUCGGAACAGAGGGAG
Triticum aestivum (bread wheat) is the source of this 3585-nucleotide messenger RNA. RefSeq lists its product as uncharacterized. Lineage: Eukaryota; Viridiplantae; Streptophyta; Magnoliopsida; Poales; Poaceae. The transcript is spliced from 5 exons. The coding region runs from base 2925 to 3473 and encodes 182 amino acids. The record is from RefSeq and is a predicted model, not a curated record.